GUAAAAACCAAGUGUAUCAUUCAGUCUAUUAGUAUCCAUGUCUCUUUACUCCUCCUUUUCCCCUUAAGGUUUUGCUAAUGCAUCUUUUGCGUGUUGAAAAUCUUUUCCUUGUUUACAUUAUAGGAAAAAGUGAGAGCUUAGAAUACAUAUAAAAAGACAGGCCCAUUUUUGUUUUCUUCCCUUCAAAUCAACUUUUCAUAACACAUUUUCUCAAAUGCGAUCCUCUUUCAUCACUCUUACUUUUGCAGUUGCUUGCUUACUCGGUUCUUCCUUGGCAUCUCCCAUUUAUGUCGAACGUGAUACUGGUCUCGGUGGGGCUCUUGGUAACGUUGGUGGUACUGUUGGAGAUAUUGCUGGUAACGGUGUGCUCGGUGAUGACUCAUUGGUUGGUGGCAAUGAUGUCCAAGAUACAGUUGGCGGCGCUACAGAAGCUACUAGUGACGUUCAUGAUCCCUUAUCCAAGAGAUUUUCUCCACCCAAUGCCAAAAUUCUUGCUAAACUUUUAAAGGAUCCUAAGAUCCUUGCGGCUCUCCGUUCCAAAGCUGCUUCCGCUGCUCCAGGUGCUAUCAAGAGAGACCUUCCCAUUGGUGCCGUUACAGGUCUUACCGAAGAUCCACCUGUAGGCGAUCUUACUGGAAUUUUAGGUGGAUCCUCCGCUUCAGCUGAUGGUCCUGCCAGUACAUCCGAUGCUUCCACCAAUGUUGGUCCUUCUGUUGAAGAUGGUCAAGCAAUCCGCAAGAGAGGUCCUACAGACAGCCUUGACACUAGCAACUUAACCGGUGCAGCCACUGACCUUACAAGUGUCGCAUUGGGCGACCUUCCUUCUCCUGAUGGCUUACCCUUUUCUGCAGAUGCUCUUGACGGAAUCUCUCCUGAAGUCGCUGCCGCUCUUGCUUCUGCUGCUGAUGCUGGUAAGAAUAGUUUACCUUCACUUCCUUUGGGUGAAUCCGAAGGCAAAUCAGACGCUGCCACUGGCACUGCUCCUGAUGCACCCGUUGACGCUGCAAAGCCCGCCAGCAAGUAAUAUUGAGAAUUUAAAAGUGAAUCAAUACUUAUACAAUAUACUUUUUAAUCAAAAAAUUUACUUUUAAAAUAAAAUAAACUGUAAUCUUUGAAAUAUUUACUGCUUUUCUCAAGAGAAUAAUAAUAG
Molecule: messenger RNA, 1150 nt
Organism: Rhizopus microsporus ATCC 52813
Lineage: Eukaryota; Fungi; Mucoromycota; Mucoromycetes; Mucorales; Rhizopodaceae
Exons: 1
Coding region: 215-1024 (269 amino acids)
Source: RefSeq, a predicted model, not a curated record